AUGACACCUCCAGGCGAAUCUGCACACGGCGAUGAUGUUAACAAAACAGCGGCCGACAUUGACAAGGUCACGUCUGCGGCUGAGAAGAAGAACUCCCAUAUUGAGAAGAUCGAGUCCAACGCUUGGGACGAGGAUGAGGUACCUGAGCUGCAUCUAAGGACCUGGAUUGCCCUGGCAGCUAUGAUGCUCCUGCAAUUCGUGCAAUUGCUGUCACUUCAAGGACCAUCAGCAGUGUGGAUACAAAUGGGGCUUUGGGCUGUCACCGUCGCCGGUAUCGUCAUCGGCUAUCGACCACCAAAGAGACACACGCGCUACAGCGACCUAAGCUUCGCACAGAAGUUAGGGCGCACUGACUUUAUUGGUGGCGCUUUCCUUGCGUCUGGCUUGACACUCCUGUUGACUGGCCUGGUCCUCGGCGGCAAUCAAUUUCCAUGGAGUAGUGCACGGGUCAUCGCUCUUCUAGCUGUCGGAGCAGUCUUACUGGUCGGCUUUGGUUUGUGGGAGUGGAAAGGGACUGACUCGGGCAUAUUUCACCACGACUUCUUCCGUGGUAAUCGAGCCAUGGCACAAUCCUUUGCUUUGUGCCUGCUCCUGAUGUUUCUGGAAGGAGUUCUUUUCUUCUCAGUGGUGGUAUUCUACCCGAUCCUUACCGCCACACUAUACGAGAGCGAUCCGUUGCUGGUGGUACUCCGUGGUCAGCCUAAUUUCAUGGGCGCCGCUCUCUCUGCCUUAGUCUGGGGCUGGAUUAGUACUCGUUUCAGGACAAUCCGCGAGUUGUUGAGCGCCGGUUUCUUGCUAGUCGCAGCAGGUGUGAUUGGACUUGCAACUCUACAGCCAGACAGCGGUACCGUUGCAAUUGGAAUGGUCACACUCACAGGUAUUGGAACUGCAUCGCCAUUAAUUUUCAUUAUCACAGCAGUCCAAUUGGCCACUCCUUCUCAUCUGAUCGCUACGGCUACGGGCGUCACCACAUCUGUGAGGGCUAUUGGAGCAGCGGUGUUCAUCGCCAUUUAUGACGCUGCCCUGACCACUGGACUCAGCAAGAAACUUCCAGCUUACGUGGCCGAGGCAGCUACAAAGGCUGGGCUACCGAAGACUUCCAUUCCUGCCUUUAUUGCAGCUAUAGCCUCGGGAGAAGCGUCCACCUUGGCGACCAUUCCGGGCGCCUCUCCAGCAAUCAUUGGCGCUGGUGUCGCGGCUUUCAAACAAGCCUUCGCCGACUCGAUCAGGCUCGUCUACAUAAUCACGGCCCCAUUCGGCAUACUGGCGGCCGUAGCCAGCCUGUUCUUGACCGAUUUCCGCAAAACGAUGAACUAUAAGGUGGAUGCUCCUGUGGAAGAUCUUCACAGAGCCCGCGGACCAGUGGAGGAACAUUCAUAG
Molecule: messenger RNA, 1380 nt
Organism: Cyphellophora attinorum
Lineage: Eukaryota; Fungi; Ascomycota; Eurotiomycetes; Chaetothyriales; Cyphellophoraceae
Exons: 3
Coding region: 1-1380 (459 amino acids)
Biological process (GO): transmembrane transport
Molecular function (GO): transmembrane transporter activity
Source: RefSeq, a predicted model, not a curated record